AUGAAGGCCACCGCUAUUCUCUCUCUCAUCCCCGCCGUCUCGGCCUUCUGCCAUCAUGGCACCAGUCUCUUCAAGAGAGCCGAGGGCACCUACGGUUUCGAUGCCAUGAACGGUCCUCUCAACUGGCACUCCCUCACCGCCGACAACGCUGCCUGCGCCCUCGGCAAGAACCAGUCCCCCAUCAACGUUCUCGAGACGAAUACCAAACAGGUUCAGGGUUCCUCCAUCAUCUUUAGGCCCGCAAACUACGCUGAGGGAGCUGAGCUGGAGAACCUGAACGGCGUCCUCGAGGUCCGCGCGAACGGAACCAUGUACAACGGCGGCAAGAACUACACUCUCCGCCAGUUCCACUUCCACACCCCGAGCGAGCACCGCCUCAACGGCGAGCACUACCCUCUCGAGGUCCACUUUGUCUGGGAAUCUGAGGCCGGUAACGGCACUUCAUCUCUUGCCGUUGUUGGCUUCCUGAUCGAGGUCGCCGAGACCACCGACCCCAUCCUUGCUUCCAUCUUCAAGAACGUCGACAAGGUAACCGCCGUUGGAGCUCACGCUGCUACCGAUCCUUUGGACUUCACUUCUCUGUCCAGCCAUCUUGCCAAGAGCACCAUCUACCAGUACUCCGGAUCCCUCACCACCCCUCCUUGCACUGAGUCUAUCGCCUGGAAUGUUGUUGGAACCCCCCUCAACAUUGAUAUCACUACCUACAAGAAGGCCAAGGGCAUCAUGAAGUUCAACUCGCGCUACACUCAGAACACCCCUGGCCAGAUGAACCUGUUGGAGAACGCCAUGGUUAGCCUGCAAAAGAUUGUUGGCGAUCAAGAAGCUGAAGACGCCGAUCAAGUUCCUGAGCGUCCGUGCAAGAAGGGCAAGAAGCACGACCACGAUCGCCAAGACUAA
Colletotrichum chrysophilum is the source of this 897-nucleotide messenger RNA. RefSeq lists its product as uncharacterized. The record is from RefSeq and is a predicted model, not a curated record. The transcript is spliced from 4 exons. NCBI's taxonomy places the organism in Eukaryota, Fungi, Ascomycota, Sordariomycetes, Glomerellales, Glomerellaceae. Gene Ontology annotation, molecular function: carbonate dehydratase activity; zinc ion binding. Bases 1 to 897 code for a protein of 298 amino acids.